Microstroma glucosiphilum is the source of this 1434-nucleotide messenger RNA. RefSeq names its product Pkinase-domain-containing protein. Lineage: Eukaryota; Fungi; Basidiomycota; Exobasidiomycetes; Microstromatales; Microstromataceae. The record is from RefSeq and is a predicted model, not a curated record. Gene Ontology annotation, molecular function: ATP binding; protein kinase activity. The transcript has 5 exons. The coding region runs from base 1 to 1434 and encodes 477 amino acids. Gene Ontology annotation, biological process: protein phosphorylation.
AUGUCCAGCGUACGCAAGAAGCGCAAUUUCAAGGGGCUGCAACUAGGCGAGUCACCCCUCUCCUCCACCACACCCUCCCUCUCCGCCUCUUCCUCGUCUUCAUCAGCACUAGCAAGUAGCAACGCAGCAGCAGCAGCAGGUCUCAGCGGGUCCGCAGAAGCCUCUCCCUCCUCUGCUUCCUCCUCCCACCUCUUUCGAACGAUCAAUUCGCGUACAACACCCAACUCUUCGACGCUCUCUCAAACCUCCUCCUACCCUCAAUCCGCCAUCGAAAUCGAGUCUGCCUCUGGCGCUAGCUAUCACAAUACCCUCACUGAGCAGCUCAAGAAUUUGGAAUUGGGAGUGGAAUACAAGUUGGAUUUAAAGAAUGAGGAUUUAAAGGUAUUGAAUGAGUUGGGGAGUGGGAAUGGAGGGACGGUAUGCAAGGUUGUGCAUGAGAAGACGGGCACGGUCAUGGCCAAGAAGACGGUCUUCAUCGAUGCCAAACCAGCAGUGCGGAAACAGAUCCUUCGAGAGCUUCAAAUCCUCCACGAAUGCAAUUCGCCCUACAUUGUCAGCUUCUAUGGGGCAUACAUGAAUGAGCCUCACAUUUGCAUGUGCAUGGAGUACAUGGAUAAGAGCUCUCUGGAUACCAUCUGGAAGAAGUGGGGACCUAUACCGGCCGAUAUCUGUGGGCAAGUGGGACUGGUAGUCGUCCAUGGCCUUACCUAUCUGUACGAUGUUCAUCGCAUCAUCCAUCGAGAUGUCAAGCCUUCGAACAUUCUGGUCAACUCACAAGGGCAGAUUAAGCUCUGCGACUUUGGAGUGUCAGGAGAGCUGAUCAAUAGCAUCGCAGACACUUUUGUCGGGACAAGUACUUACAUGAGCCCGGAGCGUAUUCAAGGUGACCAAUACAGUGUCAAGUCGGACGUCUGGUCACUAGGGAUUACCAUCAUCGAAUUGGCCUUGGGGCGUUUCCCCUUUGCCGAGGAGGGAGAAGACUCCGAAGAAGGUUACGACUACAACGAAGAGGACGACGAUGAUGAUCUGCGGGGUACACUGAGCCCAAGUGGACACAGUCGGCGGAGUAGGAGCGGCGUCAGUCUCGAUGGAGGCGGUGGAAGCUCGAGUCAGAUGAGCAUGCUAGAGCUCCUACAACGCAUCGUCAAUGAACCUCCGCCAAGACUACCCGCAAGCUCGUCCACGUCCUCCACUUCCUUCCAAUCGUCCUCUUCAGCCACCUCUGGUAGUGGUGGUGGAGGUUCCCGCACUAAAUCCUCCCGAAUCACCUUUCCCGAGGACCUCUGCGCCUUUGUGGACCUGUGUGUCAGUAAAGACCCCAAUGUGCGGCCUACACCAAAGGAACUGACCAAGCAGGGGUAUAUGGUCAAGUGUGAGAAGAGGAAAGAGACGGGAUUGGUUGAUGUCAAGGGAUGGGUGGAUCGACUUGUGUGA